AUGGGAAAUUGUUUAAAGAUUUCAAAUUACAACAAAAGAUCCAAUUCUUAUUUGAAUAAUAAACUUAUAAAUACAUCAUCAAAUCAUUUGCAAUUAUUACGUAAUAUCUAUCAUAAUUAUAAUAAUAUUGAUUAUAGUAAUUCAAUAUCUAUGAAAAAUUUAAAUGAAUUAAAUCAAUACUUUUUAUUAAAUAAUCAUAAAUUCAAACAAUUAAAUUAUAAUAUACAUGAUUUAUUAAAUGAGAAUUCUUUAAAUAAACUUCAUUCUUAUUCAAUAUUAAAUAGUGAUGAUCAUGAUAUUAGUAAUGAUAGAGAGUUGAAUUAUGAUUUCUUAUUUUUAAAAAAAUCAAAUUCAAUUAUUUCUAAUUAUCAUAACAUUGAUUUAUUAAUUGAAAAUAAAUUUAAAAAUUAUUUUAUUCCUAUAAACAAUGAGAAAAUUGAACAUACUACUAUAAUUACUACUACUAAUACUACUAAUAUUACUAUUAGUAAAAAUCAGAAUAAUUUCAAUAUGUUAAAAUCAACUAAUUGGCCAUUAAUUAAUACAUCUAUACUUGGAUUUACUGUUUUAAAAUCUAAUAUGUUAAAUUUGAUGGAAUGGUUACAAUAUAAUGAAAAUGAAACAUAUUCAAAAAUUAAUCUAAAUCAAUUAUCAAUUAAAGAUAAACAAAUAAAAACAAAUGAUUUAAAUGAAACAAAUACAAAUAUUAAUAAUAACAUUUUGUUACCAAGUGGAUGGUUACGUUAUACCAUGUUUAUAUAUCAAACAAAAUUAGAUAUAAUUGAAUUUUUAAUAAUAUUUCAUAGAAUGAAAUAUUAUUUGCAUAGUUUAGAAAUAAAAACAGGUUGUAAAAUUUUAAUAAGUAAAUGUUUAUUUAUGUAUAAAGGGAAUUUAGUACGUAAAUUUGUAAUUGAUGGACCAAAUAAAAAACAAAUUCUUCAAUGUUAUUCAAGUUUACCUCAAUUAUUUAUUCGAUUGUUAAUAUUGAAAUGUGACAGACCAAGUACAUUAUAAUUCAAAUAUGAGUAUUAAAUAAAUCCAAAAAAAAAAUAAUAGAAGAAUUAAAAAAGAUUUUGUGGAUGUGGUCUUUUUCAUUUUUAAAACAGUCUCCUCUGAUUGUUCAAUAUUCAUUUAUUUUUACAGCAAUGUAUAUAUUGUAUACAAGCACGGCAAAGCAACAAUGUAAGACUCUCUCUCUCUCUCUCUCUCUCUCUCUCUCUAUAUAUAUAUAUAU
This is a messenger RNA of Schistosoma spindalis, 1234 nucleotides long. NCBI's taxonomy places the organism in Eukaryota, Metazoa, Platyhelminthes, Trematoda, Strigeidida, Schistosomatidae. The record is from the annotation of a GenBank genome assembly.